This is a messenger RNA of Kogia breviceps (pygmy sperm whale), 3954 nucleotides long. NCBI's taxonomy places the organism in Eukaryota, Metazoa, Chordata, Mammalia, Artiodactyla, Physeteridae. The record is from RefSeq and is a predicted model, not a curated record.
GGACGCCGCGCGCAGACCUGCUCCGGCUGCGCGCCGCGCCGCUCUCCUCCGAGAGUGGCAGCAGUAGCCGCGGCGCCCGCAGGGGUUCCCGGCUGCCGCAGCUCCUCGGGGGAGCCCAGCACCCCCAACCUGCUCGCCGCGCGCAGCUGAGCCGCCGCGCGGGACUCGCCGCCCAACAUGGAUUUCCUCCUGGCGCUGGUGCUCGGGUCCUCGCUCUACCUGCAGGCGGCCGCGGAGUUCGACGGGAGGUGGCCCAGGCAAAUAGUGUCAUCCAUUGGCCUGUGUCGUUAUGGUGGGAGGAUUGACUGCUGCUGGGCCUGGGCCCGCCGGUCCUGGGGACAGUGUCAGCCUUUCUACGUCUUAAGGCAGAGAAUAGCCAGGAUAAGGUGCCAGCUCAAAGCUGUGUGCCAGCCACAGUGCAAACACGGUGAAUGCAUCGGACCAAACAAGUGCAAGUGUCAUCCUGGAUAUGCCGGCAAAACCUGCAAUCAAGAUCUAAACGAGUGUGGCCUGAAGCCGCGGCCCUGCAAGCACAGGUGCAUGAACACUUACGGCAGCUACAAGUGCUACUGUCUCAACGGAUACAUGCUUAUGCCGGAUGGAUCCUGCUCAAUCACUGUCUUUCCAGGUGCCCUGACGUGCUCCAUGGCAAACUGUCAGUAUGGCUGUGAUGUUGUCAAAGGACGAAUUCUGUGCCAGUGCCCCUCUCCCGGCCUACGGCUGGCUCCUGAUGGGAGGACCUGUGUGGACAUUGAUGAAUGUGCUACUGGAAGAGCCUCCUGCCCUAGAUACAGGCAGUGUGUCAACACUUUUGGGAGUUACAUCUGCAAAUGUCAUAAAGGCUUCGACCUCAUGUACAUUGGAGGCAAAUACCAAUGUCACGAUAUAGAUGAAUGCUCCCUUGGUCAGUAUCAAUGCAGCAGCUUUGCUCGAUGUUACAACGUGCAAGGGUCCUACAAGUGUAAAUGUAAAGACGGAUACCAGGGCGAUGGACUGAAUUGUGUUUAUAUUCCAAAAGUCAUGAUUGAACCUUCAGGUCCAAUUCAAGUACCAAAGGAAAAUGGUACCAUUUCAAGGGGCGAUGGAGGACACAGUAAUUGGAUCCCUGAUGUCAGAAGUACUAGGUGGCCUCUGAAGACACCUUAUGUACCUGCUGUCAUUACCAGCAGGCCCACCUCUGAGCCAACAGCAAGGCCUACCCUGAAGCCAGCGCCACAGCCUGCCCCGCCCACAGAACUCAGAACACCUCCGCCAGCAGCAGCCCCAGGAGGACCAACCACCAGACUGACAAGUGUAGCACCAGUUGCCACUGUGUCUCCAAGAAGGAUUACAGUUGACAACAGGAUACAGACAGAGCCUCAGAAACCCCGAGGAGAUGUGUUCAUUCCACGGCAGCCUUCAAAUGACUUGUUUGAAAUAUUUGAAAUUGAAAGAGGAGUCAGUGCAGAGGAUGAAGCAAAGGAUGAUCCAGGUGUUCUGAUACACAGUUGUAAUUUUGACCAUGGGCUUUGUGGAUGGAUCCAAGAAAAAGACAGUGACUUGCACUGGGAACCAGUGAGGGAUCCAGCAGAUUAUACCAUUUGUAAAGGAACAUAUGUUUGGAUUUCCACAUAUGAUUUGUAUGUUGUGCAUUUCUUAUAAGAUCCAGAUUUGCAAAUACUCUUAUAUGCUAAUAUCUCCAAAAAACCCUCCCUUAAACAAACUUAUACCUUUGAGAAACAGCUGCAAAAUAAGUGCAUUUUUUAGUCACCUUCCUGCUGCUCGUUAGGUUUUGUUAUCACAUUCAGUCUUAAACUGAACUGCGAGAUAGUGCAAUUAAUCCAUCCUCUAGGGAAUGGAAAAUUGUGCUCCUGACAGAUGUGAUACCGUGCUGCAGACUUACAGCUGUGGCCCUGAACACGCCUUCCUCCUGUAGUGUCAAGGCUAAACUUGGGGCCCUUUUCCUGGAACCCUAAUCUCAACCGACUCAGCACUCUGUCUGCUACUGGUAGCUACAAGGAAUUCGUUUAAAUAUAAAAUACGCCAGCGUGUACGUACAACUAUGUCUAUUGCAGCGUUAAGAAACCUUAUUUUGAAAUACAUGAAAACAGAAAAACAAAUCAACAGUGAAAAUAAAAGCUCCCUCCCAGCCCUGGCUCCCAGUCCAUCGUCCCUAGAUGCAGCCAGUUUCUUGGUUACCUUUCCAGAGAGCUAUUUUUCCUCACAACAGCCCUCUCUUCUGUACCUUGCUUCUUCUACUUAACAAUAUUAUCCUAAGAGUUAACCUGAGUGUGGACCUGCUCUAAAACACAGGGAGCUCAGCUCGGGGCUCUGUGACGACCUACGUGGGGGAUGGGGGGUGGGGUAGGAGGGAGGUCCAAGAGGGAGGGGAUAUAGGUAUUAUACAUACAGCUGAAUCACUACACUGUACAGCAGAAACUAACACAACAUUGUAAAGCAAUUUUACUCCAAAGGAAAAAAAAAAAAAGUGAGUGGACUUUGAAGCCAGAAUGCCUGGGCUGAAACCCACCAUCACCACUUACGAGCUUUGAUCUUGAGCAAGUUAUUUAAAUAGGGUCAUCAGUAGUGUCUAGUAAACAUAUGUAAAGCAUGUAAAGCAGUCCCUGUCCUAGAGUUACCAUUAAAAUAGUAUUAGCCAUUGUUGUCGAAGAUUGUUCUGUAUCGGUGCAUACAUAACACCUUCAUUCUUAAGUGAAUGGCGGUUACUCCAUCACUUCCUAAACGUAUUUCACCAGACCUCCAUUGAGGGACGUUUCAGUUGUUUCCAGCCUUUCGGUAGUUCAGACCAUGCUGCAGUUAGUAACCCUGUCCAGAUAUCAUUUCAUAUAUGUUUGAAAUUAAAAUUUUAUCACCUAUAUAUCUGGCAAGUGUUACAGCAUCUAUUAUUUAGCAGAAAACAACUUUAGGUAUUGUGAUGCUUUAAACUGAAUCCAUGAAAAUAUUUAAUGUAAUUUUUAAUUUAAACCAGUAUUUUGGAAUCAGAAGUGAAAUUUUUAUUUAAUAGGUAAUUUGGAGUGCUAGAUCAGUUUUUCCCUUAGCUACUGUUCCAACUUUGUAAUACUUCCAUUUAUUAAAAAGGGAAAGAAUUCUUCAUGGUAAAAAGAAAAAAAAUCCUAGUGGCCACAGAGUAUCCCUAUAGGGGAAGAGCAAUAGUAACCUCAUUUAUAGAGUUUUAAGUAUCUAUAUAAAAUGAUUAUUUGACUCUUUUAUUAGGAUGUCUUGGUUUUUGUUAGGUUGUCUUGCUGCAGGCAGCGUCUGGCAUAGUGAUAUUAGUAUACAUUCCACAGGGAUUUAAGAUAAUCCUUGUUUUCUUAAAACUUGCAGGUUAACUGUAAUAACCUUAUAUCUUAGUCUUAACCAAAAUACCUGUGAAGAUUCAAAAAGCUGACUAACGGGGAGACAUUCUAAAUCCAUCUAAAUAUUCUGGCUGAAAAUAUUGUUUGGAUUAAUUUGGGGAAGACAAGGGUGGAAGGAGUACAAAAAACUGCGUUUUUGGUGAGUCAAGUACCUGACUCAAGGAUCUAUUUCUCUGUUGUUUUCUGCUGUAUUCUUGGAACGUCACUUAUUCAACAAAUGGCAUUAAACUCCUACCAUACGCUAGGAGUGUAAUGGGGUUUGGAGGGAGAUUGGCUCUGACAUCAAAGAGUUCACAGCCUCUUUGACUGUAAGAGACCCUUUUUGACUGGGGGGGAGAGAAACGUGUAAACCAGUGAUUCCUGUGCUGAAUUAGGGGUUCAGACAGUUCUGAACUCAAACUGUUACUCUGCUGCCUACUGGCUGGGUGACACCUUGGGUGACUUCACCUCUCAAAGCCUUAGGCUUGUUUUGCAGAUGCAGAAGCUAGUAAGUGUUCACUUCAAGGGCUUGUUAGCAAGGUUAACUGAGGUGCUCCCCGGAGAGCCCUCGUACAGAACCUGGCCCUCACAGGUACACGCACCUCACCUAUUCGGGCCU